Molecule: messenger RNA, 1260 nt
Organism: Maudiozyma barnettii
Lineage: Eukaryota; Fungi; Ascomycota; Saccharomycetes; Saccharomycetales; Saccharomycetaceae
Gene: POT1
Product: acetyl-CoA C-acyltransferase
Exons: 1
Coding region: 1-1260 (419 amino acids)
Biological process (GO): fatty acid beta-oxidation; phenylacetate catabolic process
Cellular component (GO): peroxisome
Molecular function (GO): acetyl-CoA C-acyltransferase activity
Source: RefSeq, a predicted model, not a curated record
AUGUCUCAAAGGUUACAAGAUAUUAAGAAUCAUAUUGCACCAGAUAGUGUAUCAACAACACAAAAUUUAAAAAUUAUUAAAGAAUCAAAAAAUCCUGAUGAUAUUGUCAUUAUUGCAGCAAAUAGAUCUGCUAUUACAAAAGGUUUUAAAGGUGGAUUUAAUGAUAUUAAUACAGACUAUUUAUUGGUAUCUUUCUUAAAAGAAUUUAUUGAAAUUUGGCCAAAAUCUCUACAAGAGAAUUUAGCUUUAGUUGAAGAUAUUACUUGUGGUAAUGUAUUGAAUGUUGGUGCAGGUGCUACGGAACAUAGAGCUGCUAUGCUUGCUGCAGGGUUCCCUUAUCAAACUUCAUUUAAUGCAAUCAAUAGACAAUGUUCUUCAGGUUUAACUGCUGUUAAUGACAUUGCUAAUAAGAUUUCAUCGGGACAAAUUGAUAUCGGUCUUGCAUUAGGUGUUGAAUCAAUGUCAAAGAAUUAUAAAAAUAUCAAUCCAUUAGGAUCAAUCUCUGAAGAAUUAUUAAAUGAUAAAAAUGCUAAAAAAUGUUUAAUACCAAUGGGUUUAACAAAUGAAUUAAUUGCAAAAAAUUUUAAUAUUAAUAGAAAUCAACAAGAUUCGUUUGCAUCAAAAUCAAAUCAAAAAGCUAUUGAAGCAAUUAAACAAGGUUUAUUUAAAGACGAAAUUUUACCAUUAAAAUCACCUUCUUCAGGAAAAAUUAUUGAUACUGAUGAGGGACCACGUGAAAAUGUUUCAGUAGAUUCUUUAUCAAAAUUGAAUCCUGCAUUCAUUAAGGACCCUAAAAAAAAUGGUACUACUACGGCAGGAAAUUCUUCACAAAUUUCUGAUGGUGUUGCCGGUGUAUUAUUAGCACGUAGAUCUGUUGCUGAAUCCUUAGGUUUACCAAUUAUGGCACGCUAUUUAGCAUUUCAAGUUAUUGGUGUACCACCAGAAAUUAUGGGUGUUGGACCAGCUUUUGUAAUUCCAAAACUAUUAUCAAAAUUACAAUUAUCAAUUAAUGAUAUUGAUAUUUUUGAAAUUAAUGAAGCCUUUGCUGCUCAAUGUUUAUACUGCGCAAAUAUUUUAAAGAUCGAUCAAGAAAAAAUUAAUCCAAGAGGUGGUGCAAUUGCUUUAGGUCAUCCCUUAGGUUGUACGGGUGCAAGACAAGUAGCUACAAUAAUGAGAGAAUUACAAACGGGACAAAUUGGAAUAGUCUCAAUGUGUAUUGGUACAGGAAUGGGUGCUGCUGCUGCAUUCCUAAAAGAGUAA